Messenger RNA from Diaporthe batatas, 1915 nucleotides. RefSeq lists its product as uncharacterized. The transcript has a single exon. Lineage: Eukaryota; Fungi; Ascomycota; Sordariomycetes; Diaporthales; Diaporthaceae. The record is from RefSeq and is a predicted model, not a curated record. Bases 275 to 1309 code for a protein of 344 amino acids.
CAGCUGCAGGCCCGGCCUACCCCAUUUGCCCAUAACCCGUUCGUUUCAUAGUCGCUUGACCACUUGGGCGAUGCGUGGCCGACCGUGCUCUUCGGAUCCUCGCCUGUCAGCAGCCAAAUACCAUUUCGAGCAACAACGGAAGAAGAGAUCGGCUCAAUGACCCCUCCGCCGGCGGUAAAAUAGUCGUCUUUUUCACCUCCCACCAAUCCUCCGACUGAGCACGAGUCGCUCCCGAGCUCAUCCAUCCGCACCUCUAGAUCAUCAGCAAGAAAGCAUGUCGUCAUCUGACAAAGGAGGCCCACUUUCCAGAUGGACGUCCAACUCCUCAACAGCGUGCGGCAGCACGAGUCAACACAGCCAGAUCGCUGCGCGGCGACAAACAUGGGCGUCAGCAACCUGGGCCACCGGUCAGAAUAUUCUCACUGGUAUGCUCUACCACCGCAAGGAUUCCAACGCGAGUGCCCAGCAGUUUGGCAAGUACCAGGGGCUCCACCAGUAUGACCACUUCAUGACGGCGAGCACACUGCCCUUGCCGCCAGCCCCGGCGACCUCGGAUGACUUGAGUGAAGCGAGACCCAGCAAUACACGGCAGCGCGUGCCGCCACUUGAUCUCCCUCCCCUUCCGAGGCUCUUGGGGCACGAGAACCUCGACGAAUGGGACGACAUCCUGGUCAGGACCCUGCGACUGCACGGUCUCGCCGACUACGUCACGCUGCCUCGGGGCGUGCCGGAGCCGCCGAACUCAUCAUCCCCGUGGGCAGCCACAAAGUACCUCGGCUCCGGCGGAAACUCGACCGGUCUUACCCACGAACAGUGGGAGCGCGACCGCGCUCUCGUGUGCUUGCUGAUCACCGGUUCCUUCAGCCUCGACGUCCGCGAUACACUCCUCGCAUGCGGCUACGACCCCUCCGAGACGAACCCGAAGGCCAUCUACGAUCUCGUCCAAGAAGCCCUCCCCAAGGCCGUCGGCGAGGACGUUGCAUCAUGGCUACGUGAGCUCAACUCCAUAUCGCCCGCGGAGCCACGCUUUGGUGGUAGCCUGAGGGAGUACUGCCUGAGAUUGAGCUACCUCCGAAGGAGACUAUACGUCGCGGAGCCCCAGCCCAACGAUAACCUGGUGCUGGUCAUGGCAAUAUUGGGUCUUGGUCGUGACAGCAAAUACGAGGACCUGAGCAUGGCUCUCGGCCAGCAGCUUGAGAGGGGCGGCAUGAGCUGGGCACGGUUUAUGGGCGACGUUGCAGGCGUACACGGUCGGCAAGUAGCUGAGCGGAGAAAGAAUAGGAGAAGGGUCCCUGAGGAACCUGCCUGAAAGCUCGGCGCGCGGAGAAAUCUGAACAACGAAGUGCGACAUUUGGGAACACUUCCGUGCCAGCAAGAAAGGCGCGUUGGUUGUGGGAGCGUCAUGGAGGAACACCGCCACUUCCGUUGCCCUCUAGAUGAAGAUGGACAGUGGGGCUCAGUUCGCGCUGGAGGACGGGGUAUAAAAGGGACGUGUUUUCAAUGUACACGAGGUGAUGUGGAGGCAGGCGGUCUGCAGCAGCGCUGAUGUCCAGUUUGCUCGGUUUUCCUCAGCCUUCUUCGCCUUGCUUUCAAAGUCAGUCCAUCCUACUUCCCCUUCUCGAUGUUCUAUCCUACGGUCUGAGGCAUACAACGGCAUGUCAUGGGUUCUUGAAAGCAAGGUAUUUCGCGCAUAUACGCAUGGUCUUGGAGUUUUGGCACAAACACGCAAGUCCUGGAGCUCCAUUUCAUUUCUUGACGUUGUGAACGGGGCGUCGCGGAUCAGCUUCUGAUUCCACCAGGCUGUCCAGGCUUGCUAUUGGGCAUAUUGAAAAGCACUCAUAGGUUCAAAUUAAGAAACGUGUAAGAUAGUGUUCAUUCAAAAAUUAUGGUCAAUUCAUCCUCGAAAAUUGCAUCA